Molecule: messenger RNA, 1488 nt
Organism: Tarenaya hassleriana
Lineage: Eukaryota; Viridiplantae; Streptophyta; Magnoliopsida; Brassicales; Cleomaceae
Product: putative pectinesterase/pectinesterase inhibitor 38
Exons: 3
Coding region: 1-1488 (495 amino acids)
Biological process (GO): cell wall modification
Molecular function (GO): pectinesterase activity; pectinesterase inhibitor activity
Source: RefSeq, a predicted model, not a curated record
AUGGGUAAUAGAAUAAUUCUAGUUUCUUGCAUUAUCCUAAGCAUUUAUUUUGUCUCAGCAGUGGUGGGAAUCCAAACCAUAGAUGCGGAACAUUGGUGCAGAAAAACACCACACACGGGUCCAUGUCAAUCUCUUGUAGCCCGAGAGCCCAUAAGAACGACGGCUCAGUUCGUGGAACUAUCCGUAAAACAGACAAUAGAGGGAGCCAUGCAAGCCAAGAACCGCACCUACUUGUCCCUCGGAUCAGAGUUGAGGAACCCACGUGAAAAGGCUGCCUUAGAAGACUGUCUCGAGCUGCAUGACAUGACCAUCCGCAGGCUCAAUCAGAUCAUGCUUUGUCCGACCAGCCAUUGCUCCCCGUCCGAUGUCCAGAUGUGGCUCAGCUCCGCCCUCACCAGCCUCGACACUUGUCUCGUUGGUUUGUCUGAGCACAACGUCUCCGACCACCUCUUGCCCUCCAUGUUACAUGACAUCACAUACCUCCUUAGCAACGCUUUGUCGCUGAACAAGAGAGGAAAACAUGUAGGGCAUCCGUCGGAGGAUCAAAAGAUAGACGCAGUGGUAGCGAAAGACGGAACGGGGAAUUACAGGACGGUGAAAGAGGCAGUGGACGCAGCGUCCAGAUCGAAGGGAAGCAGUAGGUUUGUGAUUUAUGUAAAGGAAGGGAUAUACGAAGAAUACUUGUACAUCCACAAACAUAACCUUACGAUUGUCGGCGAUGGCAUUGGCAAGACCGUCUUCACCGGCAGCAAAAGUUAUGGCUCUGGCUAUUCCACUUUCAAAUCCGCCACGUUUGUGGUGGAGGCGGAAGAUUUCUUGGCGAAAGGAAUAACGUUCAGGAACACGGCGGGAGCGAAGAAUGCGCAGGCGGUGGCUGCGAGGUUGGAUGGGGAGAGGGGAGUGUUCUACAAAUGCAGCUUCGAAGGAUACCAAGACACUCUCUACGUUCACUCCGCUCAACAGUUCUUCCGAGAGUGCGAUAUCUACGGCACCGUCGACUUCAUCUUCGGAAACGCCGCCGCCUAUUUCCAGAACUGCCGAAUCUUCGCCCGUAAACCUCUCAAUGGCAUGAACGCCAUUACCGCUCACGCAAGGGUCUCUCCCGACGAGCCUACGGGUAUCGUCAUCCAUAACUCAGUCAUCUCAGCCGCUCCAGACCUCCUCAAGUCCCCUCGCGGCUCUGUCACCACAUAUCUCGGUCGACCAUGGCGGCCUUACUCUCGUACCGUCAUCCUCAACAGUUACCUCGACAGCCUGAUCGACCCCAAGGGUUGGCUCCCUUGGGAUUCCAACCACACUGUUCUCACCACUCUGUACUACGCUGAGUAUAACAACACUGGUCCCGCUUCUGGUACGAGUAAGCGUGUCACCUGGCCCGGUUUCCACGCCAUCACUGACUAUGCCGAGGCUCGCCGGUUCAGUUUGAGUAAAUUUUUCCGCGGUGUUUCUUGGCUGCCGGCGACCAAUGUUCCCUUCGACGACAAUUAA